UUUUUUUUUGAAGUUUGGGGGAUUUGCCAAAACCUAUUUCAUGCAUGUCCACUGGGGGCAGGUUCAACUUUGAUGAUGGGGGGUCAUACUGCGGCGGGUGGGAAGACGGCAAGGCCCACGGGCACGGCAUCUGCACCGGGCCCAAGGGGCAGGGCGAGUACGCCGGUUCCUGGAGCCACGGCUUCGAGGUGGUGGGCGUCUACACCUGGCCCAGUGGAAACACCUACCAGGGCACCUGGGCGCAGGGCAAGCGCCAUGGCAUUGGGGUGGAGAACAAGGGCAAGUGGGUCUACAAGGGCGAGUGGACACAUGGAUUUAAGGGACGCUAUGGCCUACGUGAGAGCACUGCGAGCAGCGCCAAGUAUGAGGGCACCUGGAACAACGGACUGCAGGAUGGAUACGGCACCGAGACCUACUCUGACGGAGGAACCUACCAGGGCCAGUGGGUGGGCGGCAUGCGGCACGGCUAUGGCGUCCGGCAGAGCGUCCCUUACGGCAUGGCGGCCGUCAUCCGCUCGCCACUGCGUACCUCCAUAAACUCGCUGCGCUCGGAGCACAGCAACGGCACCGUGCUGCACCCGGACGGUGGCAGCGGGGGAGGGGGCGGGCCAGGCGGCGCGGCGGCAGGCAGCCCGGCCGUGUCGCGGGGCGGCUUCGUGCUGACGGCCCACGGCGACGCCGAGCUGCUCAAGGGCAAGAAGAAGAGCCUCUUCCGGCGCUCCAUCCUCAGCGGGCUGAAACUGCGCAAGUCUGAGUCCAAGAGCUCGUUGGCCAGCCAGCGCAGCAAGCAGAGCUCCUUCCGCAGCGAGGCGGGCAUGAGCACCGUCAGCUCGGCCGCCUCCGACAUCAACUCCACCAUCAGCCUGGGUGAGGGCGAGGGCGAGCUCUCCGUGCUGGAGGACGACGUGGACGCCACCACGACCGAGACCUACGCCGGCGAGUGGAAGAACGACAAGCGCUCGGGUUGCGGCGUGAGCCGCCGCUCCGACGGCCUCCGCUACGAGGGUGAGUGGGCGGCCAACCGGCGCCACGGCUACGGUUGCACCACCUUCCCCGACGGCACCAAGGAGGAGGGCAAGUACAAGCAGAACGUGCUGGUCAGCGGCAAACGCAAGAACCUCAUCCCGCUGCGGAGCAGCCGCAUCCGCGAGAAGGUGGACCGCGGCGUGGAGGCCGCUGAGAAGGCCGCCGACAUCGCCAAGCAGAAGGCCGAGAUCGCCCUGUCCAGGACAGCCCACGCACGGGGAAAGGCGGAGGCGGCAAUGGGAGCAGCCCAGAAGGCCCAGGAGGAGUGCCGACUCGCUAGGGUCACUGCCAAAGAAUUCUCCCCCUCCUUUCAGCACCGCGGAAACGGAGUGGAGUGUCAAAGGCCAAAGCACCAGAACUCGAGUGAGAACGACAUAGAGGUGAUUUCCAGCGGCACGCCUGACAGCCCUGAGCUCUACAUGAAGGGCACCACGCCACCCGACCUGACGCCCGACCUAAGCCCUGCACCCAGCCGGCCUUCCACACCCCCCUGCAGCCCACCCAAGCCCACCCACCGCGCCAAGAACGCCCGCUUUCUGCGGCAGAGUGCGGUGGACGACGAGCGAGGCACCGCUGAGAUCCAGGUGCUGAUGGAAGGGCGGGGUGGAGGUGGCGAGUACUUGCGUCCCAACAGCUGGGGCGAGGACAAGCACUCAUCCGGGGGCGGGGGCAGCAGCAGGGGGGGCAGCCGGGGCAGUAGCCGCUCAACGACCCCCUCGGUGCAGGACGAAACACGGCUGCCGCGCACCAAUGGCCACAGGCACGCCCCGUCCAACCACAAGCCCAGAGAACAUGCCUCGUCCAAUCACAAGCCCCGGGAGCGGUGGGCAGACUGCCCCACGGUGGCCUGGACUACGCAGCGGGCUCUCAGUGAGAGCCUGGCCCACUCGCGGCUGCUGGAACAGGAUGAGGAAAAGCUGAGCAACUACGAGAUGGAGAUGAGACCCCUCCAGCCCAUGGACUCGUCCUUCCAGAAGCACUACGGGCCGAGUGAGGAGCGGCACGGGCACGCAGAGCCCCGCCCCCACACGCUGCACAGACUGCAGCCCAAAAGCCGCGAGGCCCGGGAGGCCCGGGAUGGGGUGCGGUCCCCCGGUGCCCGUGAGGCCCGGAACGGGGACCCGGACUCAGUGCAGAAGCUGGACAGCCUGCGUGCCGGGGGGGAGGUGCUGGAGGGGAGACCCUUGCGCCGGGACCUCACGCUCUCCCCCCCACAGAAAUCCUCCCCCAUUGCACUAGAACACGACGAGGAGAACCUGGUCCAGCUCAAGUCAAACUCGGGCUCCAGCUCGAUUCUGGUUGUCAUGGUGAUUUUGCUCAACAUCGGAGUUGCCAUUUUGUUUAUUCACUUUUUUAUUUAAACAAUGUAUUGCCUAUUAAUUAUUCUUAUUAUCUAUACUAUUAUUAUGAAUUGAUAUGAAUAUUAUCAUGACUAUUCACCCGUUGCCCGUUUUGAUGACAAAUACUUCUAUAACGAAUAAGACGCUAAAAAUAAACUCGAAGAAGACGGCAUACCUAGGAAGCUCCUGCCAUUAAAACCUGGACACAGCAGAAUUCUCGCUCAGCUCCCCGCCCCCUCCCCCCCCACCUCACCAUUCCAGAGCCUGCAUUCCUCCUAAGUUGGGAUUCACUAUAAGUCACUAAUGAUACUAUGCUACUCGCUGUUCUUGUUCGAGCCCUUCCUUACCUGCCUGUUUGCUCUGCUGAUGAUGUGGGUGUUUUGUUUUUCCUUUUUCUUCUUUUUUUCAUUUGUCACUUUUCGGCUCAGUUCCGCUGAGAGGUGAACACGCCCUUAGCAGCGGCAGGCAUGGGCCUGUUCAGCGCUUUCAUGCUGCGGCACCAACAUCCACGUCACUGGCAUCCACGUCACCUUCCACUCACCCCUGUGAUUCCCUGCAGACCCCCGACCAGUGCUGGCCCACUACUGGCUCAUCGCCUCCAGGCAGAGUGCCCCCCCCCCCCCCACCCAAAGAGAGAAAACACCACAACCCACCUUCCCCCAAACCCCAUAUACCCUACCACCAAACUUAAAGGAUCACGGCCCCCCCAAUAAAAAUGAUUUUCCUACAUUAUGCCCCCCAGUGAAAUAUGGCAAGCAUGUGAGGGCAUCAGUGGGUAACCGUGGAAGACACUUAAAACAGGGCUACAAACUUUAAACGUAUGCAACAGAAGGCUAGGCUGAGGACUAAGGGCUGCACUGAUGCGUGCUUUCAGCACGGAGACACAGAGACCCGGGAACAUUUUCUCACUAUGAUGGCUGGACACCCUGCAGAUGCUCAUGGGCCCCCCGCCCACCCCGCCCAUCCACCCACUCACCUCGUGGUUUGAUCUCCCUGUGC
Paramormyrops kingsleyae is the source of this 3365-nucleotide messenger RNA. RefSeq names its product junctophilin 3b (gene jph3b). Gene Ontology annotation, cellular component: endoplasmic reticulum membrane; junctional membrane complex; plasma membrane. NCBI's taxonomy places the organism in Eukaryota, Metazoa, Chordata, Actinopteri, Osteoglossiformes, Mormyridae. Gene Ontology annotation, biological process: regulation of synaptic plasticity. The record is from RefSeq and is a predicted model, not a curated record.